Capsaspora owczarzaki ATCC 30864 is the source of this 3390-nucleotide messenger RNA. RefSeq lists its product as hypothetical. NCBI's taxonomy places the organism in Eukaryota, Filasterea, Ministeriida, Capsasporidae. Gene Ontology annotation, molecular function: microtubule binding. The transcript is spliced from 9 exons. The coding region runs from base 37 to 3300 and encodes 1087 amino acids. Gene Ontology annotation, cellular component: HAUS complex; mitotic spindle microtubule. The record is from RefSeq and is a predicted model, not a curated record. Gene Ontology annotation, biological process: spindle assembly.
CGAGCGUAAAGCGCUAGUUCUCAAUCUGUUUGAAAAAUGACUUCGCCUGGCUGGAGCGAGCGAGUCAAGUCGACGGCAUUCAACAACCUCGUUCUGCUGGGCCUGGACGCCGCUCAGCUCGAGUCCCAGUACCGCAUCGCCUUCCAUCGCGGCAUGUUUGACACUCCCAACAAGAAAGGCAUGGAGAUUGUCCUGCGCCUUGUCUUUGGCGCCCUGAACGAGCCGCUCGCCACACAGACUUUCCGUGGAUGCUAUCCCGUGAGCGACAAGCAGCAAGAGCAAGACUUCCGCAAGGCCGUCAUGGCUUGGCUCACGCGCAUCGACGAGGCGCAUCCCGACGCGCAGCUGCCACGACUCGCGCCGUCGCUGCUGCUUGCCCCGCAAGGCGAGCGAUUCUACUGGCUCGUGCUCAAGCUCUCCUCGUUUGUACUCAAGCAACGGCUCCAAGGCAAAGUACCAGUGGUGCGUCCAUUGGACCCGAAAAAUCCGGCACUCCUCGAAGCAUCCGAACGCGCAUUGCAGCUGCACAUUGCUCGACAAAUGGAAAUCAUCCAGACCCAGCACGAGUCGAGUGCUCGUGCGCAGCAGGGUUGCCGCGACUAUGUUGACGAACUGAGCCAGCAGCUUGGAGCGUUAACGACUGAGAAAGAAAAGCUACUUGCUCAAGUCCGAGCUUCGCGACGAGAUCGACGAAUGACACUUGCUGCCGCGCAAAUCGACCAAACAAAUAUGGCAUCGUUUGAGCGCCAGCAAGAGCUCGCGUCUGUGCGUGAAUUCUGGUCCAAAUUUGAUACAGCGACGGCUCAGAUUGCGAGCGAUCGAGGCAUGCUUCAAACGAUUGUUAGCGGUACGGCCAAUUCCAACUCGCUUGACAGCCGCGACCUGCCGUGUACAAUGGACGAACGGCUGGCCAGCUUGGUGCGCCCGCACAUCCAAAAUGGCUCGUUGGACACAGUCGUCGAUUCUGGCCACAAUGUCAACCUGGUGAGCUUGGUCAAGGUUUGGAACUUGUAUCUGGCCGACUUGCUGGCGGCUGCCAAGCGGGCUCGUGCAGCGUCUGGGACCAAGGACUCGCUGAUGCCAAACUUGCAAACGACCCUGUCGACGCUCGCAACCCUCAACAAGAUCGGCUCGGCUCACCUCGCCAACGCGCAGCAGCUGAGAACGGACGCCUCGAGCGAGCUGGAUCGACUCCGAGAAAGCAGUGUCCAACGACUUCCGCACGGUUUGCUGCCAGACCGCACACCUCCAUCAAAAAGAGCUACGGCCGUCGCGCUCAAACCUUCUGUCACGACUCCCGCUGCACCACCAACUCACCGACGCUCAAACCAGUUGAAAUUGUCUCCGAAAACCCCCGGCGCACGUGUGCAGCGACCUAGUUUUCAGAAUGAUAUGAGCAGCAGCCUCACGCAGAAUCUUGGCGGUCGCAGCAGCAGCAACAGCAGCAGCAGCAGCAAACCGUCGCCGAUUGGCGUUGGAAAAGUCCAAACCUCCCUGUUGUCGCAGCCCGCUCUUCGUUCAACCACUUCCAGCACCCCAAAUCUUUCUUUUGGUCCAACAGCGGUUCACGACGGCAGCGAGGACGAGGUUGAUACUGACCAGGCCGGACUGGAUGAGGCUGAUCCUGACGAGGAAGACUUGGCCGACGAGGGCGCGCAGGAACAGCAUCACGUAUUUGCACCGCUCAACUUUUCCAUCCUGCCACAAGAGGAUGAUUUGUCCAUGUCUGCAGCAGCAGAGCAGACUCCAGAGCGACCUGGAAUGUUUGCAAGCUCGCGACAGCAAACGCCGCUCGCGCAGUCCUCUCAAACGCCACUUUUUGCAUCAGGCCUUGCAUCAUCAUCAUCUGCAUCAUCGCGUGCGGCUCCAUUCUCCUUCAAAUUCUCUGCCGACAGUAUCGUCGAGCACGAUCUUCUGCCUGGAGCGGGUCUGGACGACAUGGUUGAGAUGGAACUUCGCGGGGACGAUGUGCGCUCAACCGUGCUGCAGCUUCUCCCCGAGCCAGAUGUCUCUCCCAUAGCAGCAGCGUCGUCAACGCCGCAGUCAGCAAUGUCGCAUCGAUCGCCCGGAGCGUGGGGCUCGGGGGACGCGCAUCGCUCGCCCAUGGCCGCGACAAACCUGAACGACAUGAGCAUCAUGCCUGAAAUUCAUUACGACGACGAAGAACUCGAUGCCGCGGAGGAUUUGCUCCACGGAAGUAUGCUGGAGGUGCAGGACGAGGAAGAGGAAGAGCAGGAGGAGGAAGAAGACGAGCAGGAGGAUGCCUUUGUAUCCGAUGAUGUUGCAUCACGGCUCCAAACCGUCGAAGCUGAGUUGCUUUCGUGGGCGGCAGCCAAACGGAAUCCUGCAGCGUCGCUCGCGCCUGCACUGGGAACGGCAAACUCUUCCUCCUUCUCCUCGCUGCACCAGAACCAGAACCAGAACCAGGUCUCACUCAACAACCUCGACCAAUCCGCUGGCUCGAUGGAAGACGAAAACGUCAACGGAAUCCGACAGCAGCUGUUUGCCACACCCGGUUUGCUCAGAUUCCAGUCGUCCCAGCCGCAGCAAGCAGCGUCCACGACCACCUCGCGCUCAACGUUGCGCCAAUCGAAUGUCGUUGCUGCUUCACCCCGACAAGCUCCUCCCGCCAGAACAUUGCUGGAUAUGUCUUUUGCAAGUUCCUCUCCUGGGCGAAGCACCGCCAUCCCUGCCAACUUCAACUCGUCUCUACCUCCGACGACUUCCACGCAGUACUUUGAACAUCCAGCUCGUACCGCCAAGCAAUCGUCACCCGCACGCUCCGAGGCCAUGUUCUCUAGCUCCUCGUCGGUGCGCGCCCACCCAUCUGCUGCAGCUCGAUCGUUGCUGGAUGUAUCGUUGCUUCCCAUCGGCUCUCCUCGAGAAAACAACAUUCUGAAGGCACAAUCUCUGAACGAAUCGUUGAUCACUCAUCAUAAUAACGGGAUCUGGGCUGGCGCUCAAAGCCGCAUGUUUAGUGAUGCAGAUGUCACGUUGGAUCUGAACACGAACGAUGAAGACGUGGAAGACCACGGCUCCACCAGCUUUCUCUUCCCGUCUACCCCGGCUGCUCGUCCCCAACCAGCGUAUCGACCAUCUGAAGUCAAAGCACCCGCCAGUAUCCUUCGUUCUAGCAGCUCGUUUGGCUCAAAGAAUGCGCCGGGGUCGGUUCGAGCGACUCCGCGAGUUCGGUUUGGUCAGAAAGUGGUUCACACCCAAGCCGCUCAUAGUCCAACGAGCACCGCGUCCUUUCAACUACACUCUACCAAUCCGAACGAGAUGAAUGUCAGCUUUAUGUGAUUUACUGUGUGUGUGUGUGUGUGGGGGGGGCAACAAGGGAUGGAAUUUGAAGAGAGGUUGUUUUUUGAACGAAUAAAAAAAAUGAAAUCA